GUUCUGAUAGCAGUUUGGGGGACAGCAGGGGGUUCUAGAGAAUCUGUCAACACCUAGCGCCCACGGCUCACACCAUGCAGCCACGUAUCUCUCUCACACAUAGAAAACUAGGAACAAAAGCACGCAUACCUACAACAUGAGUCAACAUGUAUGUGACUUCAACGGUAUUUAUACAUAAUGAGGCAAAGUCACUUCCUGUUGGUAGCAUGGUCCAAUAACUUGCUCCAUGUUUUUAAAACCCAUCAUGAGGUCCAAGACUCUGUCAUCAACUCAUCUGCUCUAUUAAGAAUUAGUUGUAGUGAUUGUUAUAGUGGAAACCACAAUACCUGAACAUCCCUGAAGCCUGGCCAGCCCGCACCAUAGUUUGUGAUGUGUUUUAUCACAGCCUCUUAGUCAGCAUCACAGUAAGCACCGCUAUUACACAACAUGCUAUUUUGUCCCAUGAAUCUUUUGCACAGGCAACGUGAAGACGCUCCAGUCGGCCUUUGGUGUGUCUCUGCCUUAAUAGACUAUUGACUCCAGUGACUGUGACAGCUGCUGGCUAGCUAGAUUUUAUGGAGGGCAGGCACGCGUUCACCAAGUGCACUGUUGGUAUUUCUCAUAUUAUCACAGCAGUGUCGUCAUAUGACAUCUCCCACUACCAUUCCUCUACUGCCAGUUUUAGGAAUUCUGUAACACUAUCUCUGGUAUGCGAUAAACACAGUUUUAGCUCACCAUCUCCAAGUUUCAUCACAUAGCGUGUGCUGUAAUGGUGACAUAGCUGUCAAUAACACAGGAGGUCCACCCAUGGAUGUUGGAUUUGGGUGAAAUGUAGUAAACUGCUUUCUAGAAAACCUCAUUUCUGUGAAGAGAUUUUGUUCUACACCUCUAGAAAGAUGUUUGUGUUAUUUCACAGACUUGUGUCUGGCAUUAGAGAUAUGCUUCGCUCAGAUGAUUAAGUGCUGUCAUAAUACAAAAAUUAAUAGUCAAAUAGAUUUAAAAACCAUGUGCGGCAGUAAAUGGAGAUGUUGAGUCCAGUUAACGACUACCUGAAGGCAGGUUGGCAGCUUUAUGCUCCACACAUCACUGGAGUUUAUCACAUUUCAUAGGUGUGGGUGUGUUUGUGUGUGCACUGUGGGGUGUACAAAGACCAAAGCCCGGCUCACUUCUGUUUUUACACACACAAAUCACACACAAACCAGUGCAGCCUUUAGGACAACAGGGUAAACACAGCCCCCCUCGGGCCGGAACCUAAUUGUUAGCCCCUGGAGUGGCUAGUCCGGGGAUUAGCUACUGGCUGGUGAGUACUAUUCACUCCCUCUGUCAUUCCCUCUGCCCACUGGGCCUUAUCACCAUCAAUCUGACACCAUGUUUAUCUGACGCUGCAGCCAGAUCUGCUGGCCUAGGAGAAAUGUUCACAAAGGCCGUGGAUCAUCAGCACUUUGAUUGUGGGACCCCGAAUGGCCAUUACUUUCUCUGGCCCCAGUGAUCCCAGCAGCCCCCAUGCAGUGGUUAGUCCCAGAACCUGGAAAGCCAACCUGAAGGCCUGUCUGUCUGUCAUUUGUGCUCUUCUUCUAUCUCAAACGAAGGCGGUUCCUCAGCCAGAUUUUGUGUGUUGUAUUUGUGUUCCAGUGUACGGCGUCUCCAUGUGCUUUGGUUUGUUGCGACAAACUGUUUUUCUCUGUGUCGGCUGCCUUAUACCCUUCACCAGGAACUUACCACCGAGUGUGUGAUCUGGAGAUUACCACCACGCUUUGAUCACUGUGUCUAUUAAGCUUCACUGUCGUGUGUGUUCGAAGAAGAAGAAAGAAAAAAGAAACAGAUUCAUCAUGGCUUCUUUUAAGUUGGAUUUUCUCCCCGAGAUGAUGGUGGACCAUUGCUCUCUGAAUUCUAGUCCUGUUGGGAAGAAGAUGAAUGGGUCUCUGGACCACCCUGACCAACCAGACGUUGAUGCCAUUAAGAUGUUCGUGGGACAGAUUCCACGGUCCUGGUCCGAGGAGCAGCUUCGGGAGCUGUUUGAGCCUUAUGGAGCAGUCUAUGAGAUAAACGUUCUCCGGGACCGCAGUCAGAAUCCACCACAGAGCAAAGGCUGCUGUUUUAUAACGUACUACUCUCGCAAAUCAGCAUUGGAAGCACAGAACGCGCUGCACAACAUGAAGAUUCUGCCAGGGAUGCACCACCCAAUCCAGAUGAAGCCAGCCGACAGUGAGAAAAACAAUGCAGUGGAGGACAGGAAGCUGUUCAUUGGAAUGAUCUCCAAGAAGUGUAACGAGAACGACAUCCGAAUGAUGUUCUCACCAUACGGACAGAUAGAGGAGUGCCGGAUCCUUCGAGGCCCUGAUGGACUCAGUCGUGGUUGUGCAUUUGUGACAUUUACAGCGAGACAAAUGGCCCAGUCAGCCAUCAAAUCCAUGCACCAGUCCCAAACCAUGGAGGGCUGUUCAUCGCCUAUUGUCGUGAAGUUUGCAGACACUCAGAAGGACAAGGAGCAGAAGCGUAUGGCCCAACAGCUGCAGCAGCAGAUGCAGCAGCUCAGUGCUGCUUCAAUGUGGGGGAAUCUUACUGGGCUGAACAGCCUGGGGCCACAGUACCUAGCACUCUACUUACAGCUGCUGCAGCAGUCAGCCUCAACGGGGAAUGCACUCAGCAACCUGCACCCUGUUUCAGGUCUUAAUGCCAUGCAGAACCUGGCUGCUUUAGCAGCAGCAGCAACUGCCACGCCCACAGGCUCCAGCGCCAUGACAACAUCUAGUAGCCCUCUCAGUGCACUAACAAGCUCAGGCUCCUCCCCCACCUCCAGCAGCAACUCAUCAGUGAACCCGAUGGCUUCUUUGGGGGCCCUACAGUCUCUGGCUGCUAGUGCUGGAGCUGGCCUCAACAUGAGCUCCCUGGCAGGCAUGGCAGCGCUGAACGGCGGCCUCGGCUCCGGAGGCCUGUCUAAUGGAUCAGGAAACACCAUGGAGGCUCUGAGCCAGGCCUACUCGGGCAUCCAGCAGUACGCUGCUGCUGCCCUUCCCAGCCUGUACAACCAGAGCCUGCUGUCUCAGCAGAGCGUCUCAGCCGCAGGCAGCCAAAAGGAAGGUCCAGAAGGUGCCAACUUGUUCAUUUACCACCUGCCCCAGGAGUUUGGAGACCAGGACCUGCUCCAGAUGUUUAUGCCCUUUGGAAAUGUCAUCUCUGCUAAGGUCUUCAUUGACAAACAGACAAACCUCAGCAAGUGUUUUGGCUUCGUGAGCUAUGACAACCCUGUGUCAUCACAGGCAGCCAUCCAGUCGAUGAACGGUUUCCAGAUUGGCAUGAAGAGGCUGAAGGUGCAGCUGAAGCGCUCAAAGAACGACAGCAAGCCUUACUGAAGGUGCUGAGGCGCUGCAGACUUGGUUAGGCAGGGUGGUGUUAUGGUAAGUUGAGUAUGAAUAACCCAGACUGGUCCGCUCAGAAACCUAUCUAUGCCUUACAGGGUGAUGUCUGCUGUGCUGCUUCUUCUGGUCACUAUACCAUGUCCAGGCAACGAGUCACAUGAAGCUACAUGCAGCUACAUGCAGCUACAUGCAAGAGUGUUCAGGCUGGACCGGGUUCUCCCUGUUAUGUUGUGGUUUAUUCACUUUGUUUUCCUUUGAAACCAAUAAGAGGAACAGGUGCAUUUUUAUUUAAGUUGAAAUGUUAUCAGUUUGCUGUGUGCUGUGUACAUAAUACACAUAUGAGUUGAUUGUUAGUAUAUGUUGCACAGUCAGGUCAGAUAGGUGCCAAAUCCAUCUGUUUUUACUUCUUGUUCACCUUCCCCUCCUCCAGCAGCUUAAGCAGAGAGACACAUUGAGUUAGGAAACAGAAACAUGAAUAGGUUUUCUUUUACGUUGUCACAAACCAGAAUGGCUGGUUUUCCCUACAUGUGUUCUAGAUAUCUGUAUUAUCCUUUGAAACAGGUAUUGUAUGUGACGUACACAGAAAUGAGUGGUAAGGUAAGGCACAGAAGCUGAUGUCCAUGAGGAGGAGCCCCACUUCAACAUGCACAUGCCAGUUCUACAUUUGUGUUGUGCUGUGUCUAGAUCAGUGGCGAGUAAACCUGUGGAUACUGUGAACAUCGUGUUCCUGUCGUGUGCUGUUUCCUCUGAGCUAAAGUCCCUGAAGUCAGGUGAAACCUCCGACCCACAAUGGUUGCUCUGUUAACUGUCAUCUUAGCGCUGUGGUCUGACAGGACUGCCACCUGAUUGUGAGCUACAUCUGAAGAUGACACAUUAAUGCACGGUUAUGGUAAAUGGAAUUUACAUCGACACACAUUAAUACACUGAUGGUGGCACCCUGCGCAUGAGGAUCUGCUCCAAAUGCAGAGUUUCAUGUGGCCUCUGGUGGAAGGAGACACAUUUACAUGUGGGUUGUGUUGAAUUCAGACAUUAGCUGGAAUUCAUCUCUGAAAGACAUGGAUGUAAUAUCUCUGUCAAGGCUCAUGGCAUUUAUUGUAUUUUUCUUUAUCAGGAGGUGAAAGCGAUGCAGGUGAAGCUGCAUGUAAAUCUAGUUUUCUGGAGGACUGAACACGGCAUGUUUUAGUGGCGCUCCUCCUGUGCUGUUGCACUCUUAGUGACAGGUCAGAGGUCGGGCCUGUGUUUUGUAAAGAUUCAGCAACAUCCCUCGGUUACUGUGCUACUAGCGAGCAGCUCAUCUGUGGAGGGCUACACCACUGUGUCUCUCCCUGAAGAUCUCCUGUGAUUGGAUCAUUCAUAUGAAUGUCAAACUGCUCAAGGCAACCUGUUAGUUGCCUAGACUUGCAAGACAUGUUUUUUUUUUUAAGUAGGAACCGAGACAAUUGUUGAGAUGUAUAUUUAAACUAUUAUGCCUUUUCUAUUUUUAUAUAGGUUUUAUACUUCCCCUGUGUGUUGGGGAACUAUUUAUUGCCUUAAUUAUUUAUCUGAAUUGAAAUUCUUUUGAAAGACAAAUGUAAAGUCCAACAAUUCCAUUCGAUCUCCUGGUGUGUGUGCUCUCCUUACCUGUUGUGUGUGUUUUCCUUUUGGUGAUGUGUACUUUGUGUCGUUGUGGCAUGGACUGUGUGUAGGAUCCAUCAGUGCUGCUACACACUUCAUAGAACCCCCUCUCUGUCAUACAUGCCUUCAUCCAAAUAAAAUACUCGUUUUCCAAAAACACAGGAAGCAUAAUUUAUUCUAAAAGUGAAGUCUAACAUGUUUCUGUUGCUCCUGUCUUUCUAUGUGCAAAAAUAGUGAUCUUGUGUGUCGUCAACAACGUUUCACCAGGCAAAGUCCUGUAAGUCCUGUGCACAUUAGCUAGAAUCUAGCAGUACUAGAACGUGUUUUAAAAGUCACCAUGUCUUGUGUAAUGUUGUCCCAUUUACUCACUUUGAUGUUAGCACUGGAGCUUUCUUGGUAUAUUGUGCACCAGAGCAUGAAUAUGUAUCAGGGACUCUGAGUCGCAGCUGAUCCAGCUGCUGUCUCUUAAGACCACUGUUUGAUUGGCGCUCUCUCUCGUGGGGAGUUGGCGGUUUAAAAGUAGUGACCUCCAGAAAUCUAAACCUCAGCAAUAGUUGCACAAUGGUUAGCUGUGAUGUUCUGAUGUGAUGAAAAUACAUAAGUACUGGUAUGGUGCUUCAUUUGAAGCAGCAGUAGUAUGGAGCAUUUUACUAUAUACUAUACUUUUUAUACAAUUUUUAAAAAUUGUAUAAUUGAAUUGCCAGUUAACACUGUGUAAGAAGAACAGAUCAGUAUAAGUCAAUAUUCCAGUAGCUCUCCAUCCUCCAUGUGUGACUAACUGUGUUUAGAUUGCAUGCUGGACUGUAGCUGCUGGUCCAGAACUCUGGAGGCCUCCUGUGACCUGCAUGUGGUCACUGAUUCUGUGCAGGCAUUUUAUUUUGGCUGUCUUGUGUGUGUUGUGUUCCUGGUAGCAUGUGGUUAGUCCUCACCGUGUUCAGACUGUAGCGACACCACACACAGCUGCUCAUUCUUGGUUUCUUUUCUCUUUCCUGUCUGUGUUCCUUUGCGGUUUAACCGAGGUUUGUCUCCCUGUUGUGUUUGUCUUUUUGUUUUUUCCAGAUCUCUUCCUGUUUGCCCUAGCAUGUUGAUGUGGCGUCACAGUUCAUCGUCCAGUCCUUGUCUUCUGCGCUUCUCUGACGCUCCCAAUUUCACCAUUGACCUUGUGUUUGGCAUUACUCACCAGGAGGUUUUAGUUCUGUUGUUUCCCAUAUGUCCUCUGUGCUUCAGCAGGGGCACUAGAAGGACUGCCCUGGAACACGUUUGAACGUUACAUUCAAAUGAUCACGAGCAAAGAGAAUCUAUUUUUCUAGAACAGACUCUCAUAACUAAUAGAUUUUUGCUAAAUCAGUUUGACACAAGUCUGAGCUUUAGCUUUGUUUUGUUUGACCUCCUGUGUUGUGGAGCAGUCCUCCCGGGGCCCCCGUCCUCUGGUUCUGUUGGGUUUUUGUGGUGUUGUGUGUGAGUGCUGGUGUGUGUAUCCUAAAUUAGAAACACCCAUCAAGCAAGUUAGUGAUCAUGUGUUGUGAGAUAUUCAUUCAAUGCAAGGCUAGCUACGGGUUCAUCAUUUGAGUGAUGCUAUAAGUAGGUCACAUUUGUCAGUGUAAAAAUCAGUUUGACUUUUCGCCUAUUGACUGACCACUGCAAGCACAUGGUGCUGUUGUGCUCUUUUCUUGUGUGGAGAGUCGGACACAAUCCACAGAGGAGAGACCUUUGUCAUAGGUUAUUUGGUAUGCAUGUUUUUUUGUUUUUUUUACAUAACUGCACUGAAAUUCUUGGCAAAAUGUGAUCUUAUUUGUGUUAAGUUAAAUGAUGAAUAAACUGGUGCCAAAUGUUUUGCACAAUCA
Anarrhichthys ocellatus (wolf-eel) is the source of this 6796-nucleotide messenger RNA. It is a transcript of the gene celf1, whose product is annotated as cugbp, Elav-like family member 1. Gene Ontology annotation, cellular component: ribonucleoprotein complex. Gene Ontology annotation, molecular function: RNA binding. The transcript is spliced from 13 exons. Bases 1809 to 3332 code for a protein of 507 amino acids. NCBI's taxonomy places the organism in Eukaryota, Metazoa, Chordata, Actinopteri, Perciformes, Anarhichadidae. The record is from RefSeq and is a predicted model, not a curated record.